Messenger RNA from Alligator sinensis (Chinese alligator), 1645 nucleotides. RefSeq names its product prohibitin (gene PHB1). The transcript has 8 exons. Gene Ontology annotation, cellular component: membrane; mitochondrion. The coding region runs from base 183 to 1004 and encodes 273 amino acids. Gene Ontology annotation, biological process: mitochondrion organization. The record is from RefSeq and is a predicted model, not a curated record. NCBI's taxonomy places the organism in Eukaryota, Metazoa, Chordata, Crocodylia, Alligatoridae.
UGCCGUGGAGGAGCGGGCGGGAGAACUGCCAGUCCCAGCAUGCCGCGGACCUGCGGGAGCCAAUGAGAAGCGAAUAUGUUGGGGCUGCGCAUGCGCGCCAUCUCAGGUGGUUGGCGAUUCAUGUGGAGGUCAGAGUCGCGGCUGGAGGUGUGAGUCUUCAGAGACGGGCAUUGGAUUGACAGAUGGCUGCCUCCAAGCUGUUUGAGACCGUGGGGAAAAUUGGCCUGGGGUUGGCCAUUACAGGAGGAAUUCUCAACUCUGCCCUCUAUAACGUUGAUGCGGGCCACAGAGCUGUUAUCUUUGACAGACUCCAAGGCGUUCGAGAUGUGGUAGUAGGGGAAGGCACACACUUUCUCAUUCCCUGGGUACAGAAACCAAUUAUUUUCGACUGUCGUUCUCGCCCGCGUAAUGUUCCUGUCAUCACUGGCAGCAAAGACCUGCAGAACGUGAACAUUACUUUGAGAAUCUUGUUCAGACCAGUUACCAACCAGUUACCUCGGAUUUUCACAAGCAUCGGGGAGGACUAUGAUGAGCGUGUACUGCCCUCCAUCACUACUGAGAUCCUGAAGUCUGUUGUGGCUCGUUUUGAUGCUGGUGAGCUGAUCACACAAAGAGAGCUGGUCUCCAGGCAAGUGAGUGAAGACCUCGUGGAGAGAGCAGCUACUUUUGGCCUCAUCCUUGAUGACGUGUCCUUGACACAUCUGACCUUUGGGAAGGAGUUCACAGAGGCAGUAGAAAUGAAGCAAGUGGCUCAGGCAGAAGCUGAGAGAGCCAGGUUCAUCGUAGAAAAGGCUGAGCAGCAAAAGCAAGCAGCAGUCAUCUCUGCUGAGGGAGACUCAAAAGCAGCCGAGAUGAUUGCCAAUUCACUGGCCACAGCAGGUGACGGCCUGAUUGAACUGCGUAAGCUGGAGGCAGCUGAAGACAUUGCCUACCAACUUGCGCGGUCCCGCAACGUCACAUACCUGCCAGCAGGACAGUCUGUGCUUCUCCAGCUCCCCCAUUGAAUCUAACUCUGCAGCUUCUAUUCACUUCUUAUUGAACAGAUUAGCCCUAGCCAAAAGAAUCAGUGAGGUUUCCUGAUUGGAUAAAGCAAAGGAAAUAAAAUUUAAAUACAUUUGAGUUAAUUAUAAUAAUAAAACCGCUCUCUAGGAACUAACUGAAUUUGUCAGACAGCCUUGUACAAUCCGAGCAGAAGCUGCAAUAGCCAGGUUGGGACAGACUUACCUCUUUUCAGGCAACGUUAGUAUUAGGGGUAAAGUUGGGGGAAGGUGAGAGAGCAGAAGUGUCUUAAUCUGUUUACUUCUUAAAUGAAGUAAUUACGUAGAGCAUUCUCUGGCCAUAAAAAAAUCUGUACCAUUGAGGUUUGCUUCAGUGCCUUUUUGCCAGCCAAGCCAUGGUCAUUACAGGCUUGUGUGCUCUAGACUACUGCUGUUUUGUCCCUGCGGUCUGUUCAAAGGGGUUGGGAUUGUUGAGGCCUUUCUUCAUCAAUCAGUCUGUCCAGUAUUUUUACAGGUGUCAGCUGAAGGUAAGAGGACACUUCUUGUUAGUUUAGCAGUUCUGCUGUGACUUUCUGAACCACGGCGGUGUUAGUAGGAGGUGCCGUUUAUGGAAUGGGGGGGGGGGUCUCACCCUUUGCAUUCCAAAA